Molecule: messenger RNA, 1928 nt
Organism: Carica papaya (papaya)
Lineage: Eukaryota; Viridiplantae; Streptophyta; Magnoliopsida; Brassicales; Caricaceae
Product: GDSL esterase/lipase At4g16230-like
Molecular function (GO): hydrolase activity, acting on ester bonds
Source: RefSeq, a predicted model, not a curated record
AGUGUUAACUGUUCUUAUUAAUUGAAUAAAAAGAAUAAUUAGAUCUUCGGAUAUUGAACGGGUUCGAUUUCGAGGAUACCUAGAAUUUAAUCCCGUAUAGAUAUAGGUGUAAUAUUAUCUACCACAGCCAACUAGCUUUGGAGAUCACUUAAGCCCCACAGAGGGCAAGUUCCGACCAUGGGGAUAACUGGUUUUGGCUGUACACAACGUUAACCAGUUCAUUUUUCUACUUCUCCAUUCUCUGAGUUUCCUUAUCCCUUCUUCUUCUUCUUCUCCAAACGGAUUCUGAAACACGAUAAAAAAAUAAAGGACGGACAAGUAGUGCUCGAUACUUGUCUUCUUUUAUGGAUAUCUUCUCAAACAAGCAAGUAUUGAUCGUUGGGAUUUUGUCAAAGCUAAUAUUAUCAAUCUUCUUGAUGUUAACUGAGUCUGGACUCAGUGGUUCCGCCAUUAAUGUUCCUGCAAACUUCGUCUUCGGCGACUCUUUAGUCGACGUGGGAAACAACAACUACAUCGUUUCGCUCUCCAAGGCUAACUAUGUCCCCAAUGGCAUUGACUUUGGUCAACCAACCGGACGCUUCACCAAUGGCAGAACCAUCGUUGACAUUAUAGGUCAGGAGCUGGGUCUUCAAGGCUUUACUCCACUUUACUUGGCACGUUCAACCAGAGGGAUUUCUGUGCUCGUUCACGGCGUCAAUUAUGCUUCUGGUGGUGGUGGAAUUCUCAAUCACACUGGCAAAAUUUUUGGUGGGAGAAUUAACUUGGAUGCACAGAUAGAUAACUUUGCAAAUACCAGACAAGAUAUAAUAUCCGCCAUUGGAGUUUCUGCAACUCUAGAGCUUCUUCAAAAUGGGUUGUUCUCAAUCACAAUUGGUUCAAAUGAUUUUAUCAAUAAUUACUUAACACCAGUUAUUUCAGUCCCGGAGCAGAAACUUGUUUCUCCUCAAGUUUUUGUAGCAACCAUGAUUUCAAGAUUCAGAUUACAACUCACUAGAUUAUAUAUGUUGGGUGCUCAAAAAAUAAUUGUAGCAAAUGUUGGACCGAUUGGAUGUAUACCUUUCCAGAGAGAAUUAAAUCCAGAGGCAGGAAAUAAUUGCUUCAGUUACCCAAAUCAGCUGGCUCAGAUGUUCAACACUCAGCUGAGAAGCCUCAUACAAGAGCUUAGUAGUAAUUUGGAGGGGUCAAAAUUUGCCUAUGCAAAUGUUUAUGGCAUUGUGGAUGACAUAAUUCAAAAUUCCAGAUCGUAUGGAUUCGAAAAUUCCGAUUCGUCGUGCUGCUAUCUCGCGGGGAGAUUUGGCGGGUUGAUUCCGUGUGGACCUCCAUCUAAAGUUUGUCCGGACAGAUCAAAGUACGUGUUCUGGGAUGCCUUUCAUCCCUCGGAUUCUGCUAAUCUCAUCAUCGCGAGACGUCUUCUUGACGGCAAUUGUAAUGAUAUCUUCCCUUUUAACGUCAGACGACUCGUCACUCUAUGAUUUUGAAUGAUAAAGAUUACGGAAAAGUAAAAUUCACUACGUAAUUCUACUUAAUCGAUUCUCAUUCCAAUAAAAAAAAGAACAUAAUAUUUUUGUUUCCGAUUAUUUUUCAUCAAAAAUAGGUAAUGCCAUCGAAAAUUUUUUACUCAUUGUUUUUGGGUGCAAUGAAUAGAUUUCUGGGUUAUUUUUCAUUUGGGGAGACUAGUAAUUAGAGCCAGCUGGUGGGCUGUUGGUGCAGAACUCAGACACGAGAGAUUCAUUAAUGGUGCGCCUUUGGAUAGGACCAGACUCAAUAAAUAAGGAGGCUCAGUCCCCUUUGAUGCCUUCCGGGAAGUCACCAAUGGCUAGCCAACUUGGGUCACAGUGGACUACACUCUACUAGUUCUGUCAUUUUCUGUAACACAGCUUUGGGUUUGGUGCUCAAUACUCACUUCAAUUCAGAAAUUUUAAUUCUCA